This is a messenger RNA of Phytophthora nicotianae INRA-310, 1689 nucleotides long. RefSeq lists its product as hypothetical. The coding region runs from base 32 to 1207 and encodes 391 amino acids. The record is from RefSeq and is a predicted model, not a curated record. Lineage: Eukaryota; Oomycota; Peronosporomycetes; Peronosporales; Peronosporaceae. The transcript has a single exon.
GUUACCACUAUAGCUCCAUUAUCGAACGAUCAUGGGCGACUGCGGCGUCUUGUGUCGCUACUUCUUCCAGCAGAUGCUGCUAGAGGCGGACGACUCACGACUGGAGGAGUUCGCGUCGUCUCUGUUGCUGUCAUCACAUCCCACUUUGGCCGAAUUGCGCCGUAAAUUCCCCUUCGAGGGCUCGUACCAUUUCCGUCUUCAGGUUGACACGUCGAAUGGCUAUUGCUGGAGGGACCUGAUGGACGAGAACCGCGUUCUUCCAGUCUCUAGCAAUGGGGAAAUCCAUGUAAAGGUGCUGCAGCUAUCACCAGCCGACGAGGGGGACAGUACACCAGCCAUACACGAAGAUCAUGUGGAUGUGCCUGAAGAUCGACACUUCCGCGCCUUCUUCCACUGGCAAAAUAAACCCCAGAGCGAGGGAUAUCCCAUGCCACAGCCGCAACAAACACAGCAAGACGUAGGCUCUGUGCUCUUUGGCGUCAAGAAGGCGCUGGCAUCCAAGAUGAAAGGAUCCGCUAUGGCUCAGACAUUACAAAAACACUCAGCGCAGAUGUGGGAGAAAGUCACGGCCGCUGCAGGAGUCGGGGGAGCAGCAGGGAAUGCACCACCUACAGCGACGGCAUUGGCGCAAUUGGCCAAGCUCAUUGGUGUCAUGAAGGCCCCUCUACACCCUGGGAAUCAUGAACAUGUUGAGUUUCUCCAGAGACUGUGGACGUCUUGCUUCGACUCGAAGCCGUUCGUAGUGACGAGUCCAGAGUGGAAUCGACUGGGCUUUAGACAUGGAGACCCUAUGCGUGAGAUGCAGUUCUUACUGCCUCUACAGUGUCUUGUAUACUUCCACGAGGUGCGUCGCACUGUGGCAUUGCCUAUUCUGAACGACCAGAGCGGCCCAGAGGCCUUUUCGUACGCACUGGUGGGCUCACAGAUUGCGUAUGUGCUCGCUGAUAUACUGCAACUGAAAGAUGGAAGUUGUCUGGGCUCAGAACGUCCGUUCUGGAGGCUUUUUGAGGACCCGGUGGCCUUCUUUGAGUUGUUCUGCAUCGCCUUCCGUGCCUUCGCUUCUUCUUGGAAGCUCAACUCGACCAACUCGUACGACGUCAACGUCCACCUCAAUUACGUGGGUGACUUCACUCAAGAACUACUGCGUCGUGGUCCUGAGGAUGUAAACAGCCUCGUCGAGCACGCUUAUCAGUUGCAGAACUGGUAGACAGACAAUCAAACGGAUCAUACCCAGAUGCUCCAUAAAAUAUGCAAGGUACAUGUAUACACAUUGAUAAGUGCCUUGUUACGCUUGCAGCUGAACCGCAAGCAUCGCCUGGAUGAGUUCUUCUACACUUGGCGUGUCAGAAUUGGACACAGCAGAGUGUGGGAACGUCUUGCGCAGUUUGUCCAUCACUUCUUUACGCUUUUCAGGAGUGUUUAUCUGAGCAAACACGGGGCUUUCCCUCACUUUAUCCGCCUGCAAUAGAACGAAACCAGGUGAACUAUGGAACGUAAAGAGACAGUAGUGUGUAGUGCCAUACCAGCGUAGAGUCCUGUAGGCCUCGAAUGAGAGUUUCCUGCACGUCUCGGUACACGAAAACUGUGCCAGAAGUGCUGAUGCCCACAAUGGUGGGGUCAAUAUGAGCGGAGAAAUCUCGAAUACCCACUAAAUUUCCCAUACACAUAAGGUUAAUAAAAUCCAAGGAC